Messenger RNA from Colletotrichum paranaense, 186 nucleotides. RefSeq lists its product as uncharacterized. The coding region runs from base 1 to 186 and encodes 61 amino acids. Lineage: Eukaryota; Fungi; Ascomycota; Sordariomycetes; Glomerellales; Glomerellaceae. The transcript is spliced from 2 exons. The record is from RefSeq and is a predicted model, not a curated record.
AUGAACUGGAGAUUUGCGAGCGGAGUCCCUGGCAGCCGGCGGCACGGCAGAGGGAAGAGGGCCGACUGGACGGAGCUCCGCCUUCUCCUUUUUCCGCGACCCCGCGAUGGACUGUGCCCCAUGCGUCCAUGCACUGUCCUGAUUGAACAAGCAGCCGGUCAAGUGGAUCCGUCAACCCCACUGUGA